GAUUCAUGGAGGAUGACACAUCAAGACAAAAAGAGUCCAUCUCUCUCAGAUCUGUGGCCAAUGGUCUGGACAACACAGGGGCUGAGUUCUUGGAAAGCCUGGAGGAAGGCCAGACCCCCGGCAGUGACUCGAGUACUGCAGAAGGUGGAAGGAGUGAGGCUGGUCCGGAGCCCUCCUCGGGAUGGAGGAUCCUGCAGUCAGCCCUGGGAGUGAGACGCUUCUGCAGGGAGCACAUGCGGCUGUUCCGGUGGAUCUGCAUAGGCCUGCUCUGUACUGCAUUCGCUGCCUUCCUGCUGAUUGCCUGCCUCCUGGAUUUCCAGAGGGCCCUGGCACUGUUUGUCCUCACCUGUGUGGUCCUCGUCUUCCUGGCCCACAGCCUGCUGAAGAGGCUGCUGGGGCCAAAGCUGCCAAGGCAUGUCAAGCCUCUGGGGCAUUUCCGCCUGAACCUCUGGCUUAAGAGGGGUCUAGCCCUCGCUGCUUUCCUAGGCCUGGUCCUAUGGCUGGUUCUGGACACCUCCCGGCGGCCAGAGCAGCUAGUAUCCUUUGCAGGAAUCUGCGUGUUCAUCAGCCUCCUCUUCGCCUGCUCAAAGCAUCACCACGCAGUAUCCUGGCGGGCUGUGUCCUGGGGCCUUGGGCUACAGUUUAUACUUGGGCUCUUCAUCAUCAGAACAGAACCAGGAUUUAUUGCAUUCCAGUGGCUGGGCGACCAGAUCCAGAUCUUCCUGAGCUACACGGAGGCCGGCUCUAGCUUCGUGUUUGGGGAGGCUCUGGUCAAGGAUGUCUUUGCCUUUCAGGUUUUUCCCAUCAUCAUUUUCUUCAGCUGUGUCAUGUCAGUUCUCUACUACGUGGGCCUCAUGCAGUGGGUGAUCCUGAAGAUCGCCUGGCUGAUGCAGGUCACCAUGGGCACCACAGCCACUGAGACCCUGAGUGUGGCUGGAAACAUCUUUGUGAGCCAGACCGAGGCUCCUCUACUGAUCCGGCCCUACCUGGCAGACAUGACGCUCUCUGAAAUCCACGUUGUCAUGACCGGAGGCUACGCCACCAUAGCCGGCAGCCUACUGGGCGCCUACAUCUCCUUUGGGAUCGACGCCGCCUCCUUGAUUGCUGCCUCCGUGAUGGCCGCCCCUUGUGCAUUAGCCCUCUCCAAGCUGGUCUACCCCGAGGUGGAGGAGUCCAAGUUUAGGAGUGACGAAGCGGUGAAACUGACCUACGGAGAUGCUCAGAACCUCUUAGAAGCAGCCAGCAGCGGGGCCGCCAUCUCGGUGAGGGUCAUCGCUAACAUCGCAGCCAACCUGAUUGCCUUCCUGGCUGUGCUGGCCUUCAUCAACGCUGCCCUCUCCUGGCUGGGGGACUUGGUGGGCCUCCAGGGCCUCAGCUUCCAGCUCAUCUUCUCCUACACCCUGCGGCCUGUGGCCUUCUUAAUGGGCGUGGCCUGGGAGGACUGCCCGGUGGUGGCUGAGCUGCUGGGCAUCAAGCUGUUUCUGAACGAGUUUGUGGCCUACCAGGGGCUCUCCCAGUACAAGCAGCGCCGCCUCGCAGGGGCUGAAGAGUGGGUCGGCGCCAAGAAGCAGUGGAUCUCUGUCAGGGCAGAAAUCCUCACGACGUUUGCCCUCUGUGGCUUCGCCAACUUCAGCUCCAUCGGGAUCAUGCUGGGAGGCCUGACCUCCAUGGUCCCCCAACGGAAGAGCGACUUCUCCCAGGUCGUGCUCCGGGCGCUCUGCACCGGGGCCUGCGUGUCCCUGGUGAACGCCUGCGUGGCAGGGAUCCUGUACAUGCCCAGGGGGGCUGAGGUCAACUGCACAACCCUGCUGAACACGAUCCUCAGCAGCAGCAGCUUUGAGGUGUACCAGUGCUGUCAGGAGGCCUUUCAGAGCAUCAGCCUGGAGUUCAGCGCAGAGGCCCUGGACAACUGCUGUCAAUUUUACAACAACACGAUCUGUGCAUACAACCACAACCCCGCAUAG
Ceratotherium simum simum (southern white rhinoceros) is the source of this 1964-nucleotide messenger RNA. RefSeq names its product solute carrier family 28 member 1 (gene SLC28A1). NCBI's taxonomy places the organism in Eukaryota, Metazoa, Chordata, Mammalia, Perissodactyla, Rhinocerotidae. Gene Ontology annotation, biological process: cytidine transport; uridine transmembrane transport; pyrimidine nucleobase transport. Gene Ontology annotation, molecular function: pyrimidine- and adenosine-specific:sodium symporter activity. The record is from RefSeq and is a predicted model, not a curated record. Gene Ontology annotation, cellular component: plasma membrane.